This is a messenger RNA of Eimeria maxima, 329 nucleotides long. RefSeq lists its product as hypothetical. The record is from RefSeq and is a predicted model, not a curated record. The transcript has a single exon. The annotation marks the transcript as partial. NCBI's taxonomy places the organism in Eukaryota, Apicomplexa, Conoidasida, Eucoccidiorida, Eimeriidae.
UUAAGUUCGGUCUUAAGGAGGCUGCCCUUACUCUUCCAUCUGGCGCUCGCGCCUCCCUCCACUUUGAGCCCAAGAAUACCUACUUCACAGUUCGUCUGGAUAAGCCGAUAGCGGAGAGCACACUUGAUGACCUCCGCGGCGGUAUAGCCAAGCAUAAAGAGGAAAUACAAGAACAAUUACUAAAAGCCUCUAAGAACUCUGAGCUACCCGAAGCUCGAGAGGUCAAGGAGUACGCUAUGAAGGAAAUAUUUGUUCCUCAAACUUUGGAAGAAAUCGUUGAAAUAGCCAAGAAAGACGACGUCGUUCCUUUUACGGUUUCAGGCAAGUAG